This is a messenger RNA of Strongylus vulgaris, 399 nucleotides long. NCBI's taxonomy places the organism in Eukaryota, Metazoa, Nematoda, Chromadorea, Rhabditida, Strongylidae. The record is from the annotation of a GenBank genome assembly.
AUGCUACCUCUACUAAUUUUUCUGAUAAUUUGCUAUAAUGCCGAACCCUCCCGCUACCAACACAUCAACGAUGACGCUUUGCACUUUUCCCAGAGCGAUGAGGGUCCUCGUAUAGACCGGCACAGCUUCUUUAAGCAGUACUUUCGUUUGGGAUACAAGCUUAGCCUCUUUUGUCAAGCAUAUGGUACACCAAGACCGGAUAUGAGAUGGUAUAAAAAUGGAGUCGAAGUAGUUACUCGGCCUGGAUUGCAAAUCCGUAACCUCGCCAGUCGUGACACGCUAUCAUCUUAUCUGGAUAUUGAUCCUGCUAGAGUGCUGGAUGCUGGAGAAUAUGAGUGUGUGGCAAAUAAUACUUAUGGAUACCAUCUAGAACAUAUGCGCGCACAACUUCGACUAUAA